AAAACCGACGCUUUCCGACGAAUGUGCGAGCUGCCUCCUUGCAAGCAGCCAUAAUUGGGAUUAUUCAGGAAUAAUUCGCCUAAUCCAGCCGUGCUCUUUUUUUCCUCCUCUUUUUUUUCUUUCUUUGUAAAUCGUGAUUUCGACAGCGUCUACGAUGUGAAGUCCUGUGUGGCAUCGCUGGAUUUGACAAAAAAAAAAAAAAUCAAAAACAGCAAAAAAUGCAUCUGUUCUGUCAUGGAGGGUUUCAUUGUGGACCAUUUAAGAUGUAGUCCACCUUCGCUGGACAGCAAAACAAAGACUGCAUAGUAACAGUACAGGGUAAAUACCUUUUUUUGUGACUGAAAGAUGGAAAAAAGAGACGUAUCGAGGCUGUUGUCUGUGUGGACUAAUUGUCCUGCUGCCCCUAGCCAAUAUACACGCCAAGACGAUUCAUUUAGGGGAUGCGCGAUCUUUUUUUCCUCUCCAACGUUUGUGGGUGGGUUAUUAUAAGCAUUGAAAAUCUGACAUCAUUUGGAUAUACGAAUAGAGCAAGAUAUGUUUUUUAUCGCGUGUGUUUCUCGCCUGCUGGAAGCCCAUCUUCGACGUGAUGCAACGUAAAAUCUGUUUUCUCGGAUGAUAUUCAGACCAAACGAACAUCUCUGUGAAACUGUAAGAGAGAGAGAGAGAGAGAAAAAAGGGGUGGCGGUGGAUAUUUUCUCAUACAUAUCUCUUAAAUGUGGCAGAGUUCUCGUCCUGGAUUGUUUGAUCAGCUGUUGAUUAUUAGAUAGCCCUCUGCCGUCUUAUGUUUAUUAUGUUGCUCAAUUCGAUUUUCCUGCGCGAUGGAUUUAUGCAUAACAGGUGUUGCUUGAGAGCACGGCAAGAGCAUGAGGCUUUAUUAUGUGUUUUUCUCUCGAUCUGACAAACAGUGAAACAAAGCGACUGGGAUCCUUUUUUUUUUUUUUUUUUUUUAAACCGUGAGGGAAGAUCAGAUCCCCAAAAAAUGAGGGGAUGAAAGGUGGUGAGGUUGUGGACAAAGAGGAAAGAUGAUUCUGUCCUGUAGAAAAGACCCUUACGGCCUCUCCUUGUAAAGACGAGAGAGCCGUGGGAGACGACGGCUGUAGGAGGAUCAGUACUGUUUUUAAAGGGCCCAAACCAGGCAGGCUCUCGCGGAAGGUGAUAGAAUGGCUAACCAGAGCUUUGCCAUCGAUGGCCCUGGCAGUUUGCUGGCUGUGCUGGCUUCACAGAGUGGACUGGCAAGAGGCGGCAGCAGCAGCAGCAGUGAUAGCAGCAGCAACAGUGGAGGAAUCUCUGCCACAGAUGUGUCUGCCUACUUUAAGCUGGUCUUCUUGGGGUUGAUCAUCUGUGUCAGCCUGGUAGGCAACCUCUUGGUCUCCCUGCUGGUCCUGCGAGACAGGACACUUCACAAGGCUCCCUAUUUCUUUCUCCUGGACCUGUGCCUGGCCGAUGCAGUUCGCUCUGCUGCCUGCUUCCCCUUUGUGCUGGUUUCUGUCCACAACAGCUCGGCCUGGACUUACAGUGCCUUGAGUUGUAAAGUUGUGGCUUUUAUGGCUGUGCUGUUUUGUUUUCAUGCUGCCUUCAUGCUCUUUUGCGUGGCCGUCACCCGCUACCUUGCCAUCGCCCACCACCGAUUCUACGCCAAACGCAUGACCAUCUGGACCUGCGCCGCCAUCAUUUGCAUGGUGUGGACUCUGGCAGUCGCCAUGGCGUUCCCACCUGUCUUUGACGUGGGGACUUAUAAGUUCAUCCGUGAUGAGGAUCAGUGCAUUUUUGAACACCGCUACCUGAAGACCAACGACACCCUGGGUUUCAUGCUCAUGCUGGCUGUGGUGGUUCUGGCCACUCACGGUUUCUACGCCAAGCUGCUGCUGUUUGAGUACAGGCACCGCAAGAUGAAACCCGUCCAACUGGUGCCAGCUAUCAGCCAGAACUGGACCUUCCACGGUCCUGGGGCCACAGGUCAAGCCGCAGCUAACUGGAUCGCAGGGUUCGGUCGUGGUCCCAUGCCACCCACUCUGCUGGGCAUCAGGCAAAAUUUACACAAUCAGCACCGGCGGCUGCUGGGGAUGGAAGAGGUUCGGUCAGAGAGGAGGCUGGGCAGGAUGUUCUACACCAUCACCCUGCUCUUCCUGGUCCUCUGGGCACCCUACAUCGUGGCGUGCUUCUGGAGGGUCUUCGUUAAGUCCUGCACCAUCCCACACAGGUACCUUUCCAUCACGGUGUGGAUGAGCUUCGCCCAGGCCGGAGUCAACCCCAUCUUCUGUCUCCUGCUCAACGAGGACCUGAGGAAAGUGCUGAGAGCUCACCUGCCCACAUACUGGAGGACUAAACAACAUCUGCCCCAGGACGAGGCCUACUGCAUUAUGUGAGAAGAAAUGAGCUGAAUGAGGGGAAUGUUUCAGGUUUUAAAGGGAGAAAAGAAGUAUUGUAAUGCACCUUGGUUAAGUGUCAGUGUCUGUUUUGUUGUUUUGCACAACAAAAUCAAAUUUUUGCUAACAAAUGCAGGCACAGUGCCGUUGUAUGAAGAAUGUGGAUAUUUUAAUAAAUGUGUCAGUUGCAAAAGUUUGAACAGGGCGAUAGAAAAGCCCAGAAAACACUUUAAUGGUUUGUAUUUCUGAUGAUGUACUGUAUGAUUGAUAAAUAGGAAAAGAUCACAACAAUCACCACUCCAACUAAGUGUGACAGAUGCCAUUUUAAAAUAACGUUGCCUUAUUUCAGAGGGACACGCCCCAGAGCUUUCAGCUGAGAAUUAGUAUCUGUGUCACAUGAGGCACAAAACAGAAACAGAGAGGGUUGAAAUCCUUGAAGAAAUGUGCCGUGGACUGUGAAUAGAAAGUGUUGAUCAGUGUUACUAACUCUGAAACACAUCAAGGAACUCAAAGGGUCUUAAUGGAUUGAUAGACCACCCUGGACGCAUUUUCAUGUAAUUCAAAGGAGACUGCAGAAAAUCAAGUGGACCCAAUAACCUUGGAUACAUUUAAAUAGCUGUUGUGAACCCAGAAGCCCCUAACAUGUUUGAUUUUUUGGACUUGAUUUAGGGCGUGUCAGGUUUCUUUGUAUCAUAAAGAAAAAAAUGCCUGUUUUCCUUUAUUUGUAAACAAUACAUGUUAAGCAGAUGACACUAUUUUGAAAUAUGACUUGAUUUCAUAUUGUAUAGACUGUACAGGAAUGUGUAUUCCUGCUUGUGUUUUUAUAUAGCAUUUUUGUGUAUGUGUAUGAGAGAGAGAAGAGGGGAGGGAGGCAGCGAGAGAACAACAGAAAUAAUGAUGAUAAAAUAGGUUCCAGUGACACUGAAUCAAUAUGAACGCAGCCUCAUCUUGUGGUCUCAAAAUCAUGCAAAAUUGAGCAAUGAAAAUAUGGGAAUUUGUCGUUUAAAUGGAUUUCUGCAACUGAAAAUGUAGUCAAUUUUUUUUUAAUGCUAAUGUGCAAGCAAAUGUGAAAUACAUACGGAUAAUGAAAAGGGAGACAGAAUAAUUAGAAAGCAACACUUGUAUUUUGCGAACAGACCAUAGGAUUUAAUGACUUGAAUAAUGAUGUAUAUUACGUCAUGUUAAAAAAUCAUUAGCAAAUGUACAUUUAUUUGCAAAUGAUGAUCUUGGGAAUGUUUUGAAGUACUGUUAUGCUCUCAACAGGAAAAAAAAAUGUGGAAAAGAAGUGGCACUUAAUGCGAAGGAAACUUGAAUGUUACCAGGCCCUCUUAUAUUUCCCCUCAGCAUAAAUGUUACCAUUUGAGUGUCUGGGUCACGGUAUGUUAACAUCCUCAUGGCUGGAUACAACCCCAGUGCGUGCUGUAUGGAAACUGGCUUAGACUACACUGAGCUAUCUCUCCAAAUUAAGAUUCAUGUAAUGCAAACAUCUGACCUACAGUAUGUUAGGCAUAGGUAUCUUUGUGCAGUCAAUUUUCUAAAUGUGGACACUUGCACAGCAUACCGUACUAGCAUGCAUUCCACUGCAUUUCAUAGAUUCAAGACUGGGGAUUACAACUUGUACAGAUGUUGAUAUGGAAAGUGAAAAAUGAACAGAGGUCCAUAAUUUUUACGUCUGGCACUCCUUCGCGAGAUGAUAUUCUGUAACUGUACAGUUUAACUGAGGUGGUUCUUUUGCCCACUCAUCAAUAAAGACUCUACUUUUGAUGCACUCUGA
Molecule: messenger RNA, 4140 nt
Organism: Amphiprion ocellaris (clown anemonefish)
Lineage: Eukaryota; Metazoa; Chordata; Actinopteri; Pomacentridae
Product: probable G-protein coupled receptor 173
Exons: 2
Coding region: 1161-2366 (401 amino acids)
Biological process (GO): G protein-coupled receptor signaling pathway
Cellular component (GO): plasma membrane
Molecular function (GO): G protein-coupled receptor activity
Source: RefSeq, a predicted model, not a curated record